Messenger RNA from Cydia amplana, 1341 nucleotides. Its product is annotated as nuclear pore complex protein Nup214-like. Gene Ontology annotation, molecular function: protein binding. The transcript has 9 exons. Lineage: Eukaryota; Metazoa; Arthropoda; Insecta; Lepidoptera; Tortricidae. The coding region runs from base 166 to 1341 and encodes 391 amino acids. The record is from RefSeq and is a predicted model, not a curated record.
AAAAUUAUUUCACAAAAAUCACAAAUGCGCGCAAGUCGUUUGAUUAUGCUGUUUAAAGCUUUUAAUUAAGAUAUUUAGAACGCUGAUUGAAUUUCAAAGUUGUUUCAGUGUAUAUGGCCUAUCAAGCUACAUGUUGAUUCUGUUUUGAGUCAGUAAACAUUGAAAAUGGAAGUGCAGUUUGGUCCAAAUGCUCAUGAUGAACCGAAUAUGCUGUAUAGAUUACAACGUAAAAUCAAGGUAUUUGAUACAAGUGACGCACUGCCGAAUAGAGGGUAUAAUCUAGUGGCCAGUGCUAGUAAAUAUGGUGCUGUCUUUGUUGGUACACCGGAUGGAAAACUAGCAGUAUACCAUCUGAAGGAAUUGGUAGACAAGGAAUGUGAGCCGAACCACCUUCCGGUGCAACUGCAGGAGAAGCCGACACACAUAGCUGUCAACAGCGACCAUGAGCUGCUGGCCGUUACAGGAGGACAGCUGUUUAUGCUCUUCAAAGUUGUGGAUUUGCUCAACCAGAAUGUCUCACCAUCCAUGUCCGUGCAGUUUGAUGUCAGCCCGUCCACAUUUGUGUCAGAUGUAAAAUGGAACCCGUGCAUUCCUGACACCAUUGCAUACGCUUUCUAUGAUGGCUCCAUUAUCGUAUGCCAGGCGGGGCAAGGGCAGGUCAAGAAGUUGCAGUCUAGUGCAAGAUGUCUCUGCUGGAGUCCUAAAGGGAAGCAGCUAGUAGUCGGCAACAGUGACGGCACAAUCUGUCAGUACAAGCCAGAUCUGUCAAUGAUGAAAUCAUUCCCUGCGCCGAAUCUGUUUCAAAAUGCACCCGUGGAAGUGUUGGCUAUAUAUUGGAUAUCGACUUUCCAGUUUGCUGUUGUAUAUAAAAAUGCAACGGAUAAUAGUAAACCAGCUGUAACGAUCGUGAACACCCCUAAAGGCGGGCAGCCAUCAUGUUUGAACUACGAAGAUGUGUGCUAUAGUAUGGGCUCCAAUCGCCCGUGGUAUUACUAUCUUCAGGGGCUUGCUCAAUGGAAUGUGAUCCUAUGUUCGUCAUCAAACAGCAUGGAAAUCGCCACGCUUGGGACUACAGAUGGUGUCAGUUGGCUUCAAUGGUGUCAGUCAGAUGAAGCCAGGCCCGAGUUACCUCUGACGGACAAGAAACAAGAAAACUAUCCAAUAGGAAUUACUAUUGACACAGCCGCUAUUCACCAGCUGCCUUGGGGUGAAAAUGAGACUCUGCCGUACAUGCCGACGCUACACGUACUGUCGCAGACGGGGUUGCUGACCGUAUUCAACGUCAUCAACCUGAACAAGCAAGCUCCACAGAUCUGCUCGCCGGUUACUUUUGUCGGGUAA